CGUAAAAAAUGCGCGAAAACACUGGUCAGCAGCGGAACGUCAUGACGUCAUUUCCUGAAAAUAUCAUAACGUUAUUUAAAUUCUCUACGGAUCAACAUUGUUUUAAAGUUGUUGCCCAGAGCCACUGAGUAAACAACAUGACGUCGAUAGGUGACGUUGAAUUGCGAAGCAUCGUGAAAUUUUGUGUUGCGCUGGAAAAGUCUUCCACAGAAACAAUGAAAAUGAUCAAUUCUACAGGAAAAUACAAGAAAUGCAGUCCGGCUACAGUGUAUAGAUGGCAUGCUCGUUUUAAAGAAGGAAGAAACUCGAUCGAAGACGAUCCUAGAUGCGGUCGGUAGUCUGUUGUUGCAUGUUCAAUUAAGGACUCGGUAAAAGACAUGACAAACUGCGACAGAAGAACGACAGUUUGAGCUAUUGCUGAUGAACUUUGCGUAUCAGUUUCUACUGUACACGGAAUACUUACAAAAGAGCUCGGUAUGUCUAAAGUGAGUGCACGUUGGGUACCACGGUUGCUAAAGGACAAUGAAAAGGAUUGUCGGGUGCGAUGCUCUAAGGCAUUUCUAUCACGCUAUGACGCCGAAGGGGAUGAGUUCUUAGACAGCAUAAUAACAAAUGACGAAACUUGGCUCCACCACUUUGAUCCAGAGACUAAGGCUAUGUCAUCGGUAUGGAAAUCCCCGCGUACACCUCCCCCAAAGAAAGCCCGGGUGCAGAAAAGUGCGGGAAAACACAUGUUUAUUUUCUUCAUGGACCGGCACGGGAUGAUACUGCAACACAGAGUUCCGGAUGGUCAAACUGUCACGGCGGCUUACUAUUCAAAGGUUCUGAGGCGGGAUCUCGUUAACGCGAUACGGAAGAAGCGCCCCCACAUGGACCAUGACCGCAUCACUUUAUCAAGACAAUGCGCCGGCCCACAGAGCGGAAUCUACCCAGUUAGAGAUCAGCCUCUUGGGGUUUGAGAUCUUAGAGCACCCUCCAUACAGCCCGGACCUCGCUCCGAUGGACUUCCGUGUGUUCCCGGAGCUCAAAUCACAGCUGCGUGGAAAACGCUUUGACUCAGCUGACGAUCUUGUUAAGCAUACGCAAGCUAUAGUCUCGUCCUUUACCGAUAGCUGGUACGUGGAAACAUACAAUAAGUGGAUCAGCCGACACAGGAAAUGCAUCGAAAUUGCAGGUGACUACGUUGAAAAGGUGCGACGAUCGAUGGACUUUAACGUCGCAUAACGUUGCAAAUGACGUCGGCGUGCUCUGGGUGUUUGUUAUAUGGUUAUUUACUAUUUUUAUUAUGUUUUAGUUUCUGUGUGUAUGAUGAUGAUAUUUUCAGAUAUUGUACAGUAUAUAUUGAAAUAAAUGCGUAUAUAUUUAUAUUUACGCAAACCCGACUACAACUUGUGCUAUAAAACAAUUCUCAGAACUUCCCGAACAACCCUCGUACAUUGUUGCAUAUUUUUCAGUAUUAGUUCCCAAGUGAUCUUUGUAAAAAAAACUCAAAUUUUAAGUAUUUAGAGCUUUCAGACAACAGUGAAGACUUUGAAUAUUGAACAUUUAUUGUCCAAUUCUUUAAAU
Messenger RNA from Ruditapes philippinarum (Manila clam), 1566 nucleotides. Its product is annotated as histone-lysine N-methyltransferase SETMAR-like. The transcript has 2 exons. Bases 477 to 959 code for a protein of 160 amino acids. Gene Ontology annotation, molecular function: nucleic acid binding. The record is from RefSeq and is a predicted model, not a curated record. Lineage: Eukaryota; Metazoa; Mollusca; Bivalvia; Venerida; Veneridae.